Molecule: messenger RNA, 828 nt
Organism: Pleurotus ostreatus (oyster mushroom)
Lineage: Eukaryota; Fungi; Basidiomycota; Agaricomycetes; Agaricales; Pleurotaceae
Exons: 3
Coding region: 1-828 (275 amino acids)
Source: RefSeq, a predicted model, not a curated record
AUGUCCACCGCUUUCCCGUCGACCCCUUCUCCCCAGCGCGUUUACUCAUGGAAUAACCCUGGAGAUUCUACUCAUCGGCCAAUGCGUCCCUCACCACUCGCGUCCCCUUCAAGUCCCACGUCCUCACCUGUUUCAGCGGCACAGUCUCGCCGACGCUCUCAGUAUAAGGCAAAGUCGCCAGCCACACCUUUAGCUUCCUCUUCGCGUUUCCACGGUGUUGUGAGAUCUGCUAGUCUCAGUGGAGGCUCAGUGUUUGGCAGUGGGGGGAGCGGCGGUGGUAUUGCAUCCCCCAUUGUGGAAGAUGCACAUAGGGACAUGAUAAGAGAGCGGUUUAAGGCGCGUUGUUUGCAAAGAGCCAAGGAAGCUCGAGAUAGGUCGAUCAAGCAGAAGCGUUACGAAUACAACUCCAGUGAUAGCAUAGCGGGGAGUGAUGACACGGUGAUGGAUGAGGACGAGGGCGACGACGACGACGACGAAGAUAUCCUGCAGGACGAACUCUUCAGACGCAUCAUGAAUAACGCUGCUAGGAAAUCUCAACAUUCGUAUCGUGUCUCUUAUGCGCAGGAUGUUGGCUCGUCUUUCGAUCCUGACAUGGAAGAUGUUGCUGCAUGGGAGCAAGAACUGCACACAUCAGAGCGGUUGCCCGACUUCCCCGCACUAUCGCCGAAUGACCUCUUAGAUGAGGAAAUCUCGGCAUACGCUGAAGAGCAAGCCGCUCUUGCUGAUUUCCAGGACCUCGACAUAGACGAGCUGUUGGCUUGGAGUGACGCCGAGGAAGACCUAUCACACCUGACAAACCACGGUAUGGAAGUUGACUCUGUUCAUUGA